Molecule: messenger RNA, 6513 nt
Organism: Oncorhynchus nerka (sockeye salmon)
Lineage: Eukaryota; Metazoa; Chordata; Actinopteri; Salmoniformes; Salmonidae
Product: solute carrier family 2, facilitated glucose transporter member 10
Exons: 6
Coding region: 184-1803 (539 amino acids)
Biological process (GO): D-glucose transmembrane transport; circulatory system development
Cellular component (GO): membrane
Molecular function (GO): D-glucose transmembrane transporter activity; symporter activity
Source: RefSeq, a predicted model, not a curated record
CAAUUUGAGACGCUUUUCUCUGCCACGUAGCUUCAACUUCCUGAUGUAAAGUCAUACAUUGUGUUGCUCCGAAGUUAACCAAAUGCAUCUUCACCAGAAACAUUAGUCGAGAAAUGCCAACAUGGACUGAGCCUUGCUUGAACUGAAAUGUGUUUUUAGUUGAAGGAAUAGCAACUCAAUAUUAUGGGUUGCUCAACCCUGGCCCUCUCCAGUGUGGUGUCCACGCUUGGUGGCCUGGUCUUUGGCUACGAGCUGGGGAUUAUCUCCGGGGCUCUCCUCCAGCUCCAGGCCGAGUUCCGACUCACUUGUGUCCAGCAGGAGGCUGUGGUCAGUGCCCUUCUGAUCGGGGCCUUGCUGGCCUCCCUGUUUGGUGGGUGGCUGAUCGACCGCUACGGCCGGAGGAACUCCAUCCUCCACAGCAACGUCCUCAUCCUGGCCGGGAGUUUGAUUCUGGUCAGCAACUCUUACUUGGCACUGGUGGUGGGCAGAAUCACAGUGGGCUUUGCCAUGUGCAUCUCCUCCAUGUCCUGCUGUAUCUUUGUAUCGGAGAUGGUCACCCCCAAGCACAGAGGUUUUUUGGUGACUCUGUACGAAGUUGGUAUCACUGUGGGCAUCCUGGGAGCUUACGCCAUAAACUAUAUCCUGUCCGAUGCCAGGCAGGGAUGGAAGUAUAUGUUUGGGUUAGCCAUCGUGCCUACUUUGGCUCAGUUUGUCUCCAUUUGGUUUCUCCCGUCCAAUGCCGGAACACCUGCAGCAGUCCAAAGAGGUCUUAUUCACUCCAUUGAGAAUCACAAAGUGGAGAAUUCGGCACAUGUUUCCAACACACUCGAUAACCCACAGUACAGCUUUCUGCACCUCUUUCAACAGAAGGACAACAUGAGGACCAGGACUACCAUUGCGCUAGGCUUGGUGAUCUUUCAACAGUUCACAGGUCAGCCCAAUGUGCUCUUCUACUCCUCAACCAUCUUUCAAUCAGUGGGCUUCAAGAGCAAUGCCUCAGCAGUGCUGGCGUCCUUGGGUUUGGGGGUAGUCAAGGUGAUCGCCACCUUGGUCUCCAUGGUGUUUGCCGAUAGGGUUGGCAGGAGGCCUCUGCUCAUUGGUGGAUGUAUAGUAAUGUCCGUGUGUUUGAUGACCAUAGGACUUUUGAGCGGGCGUUCAGUGGUCCACACCAACACACCCUGUAAUGCUGGGGAUUAUGUCAAUAACAGCACACCCCUAUCGCAGCUAACGGUGGAAAAUCAAUCAAGCUUUGACAUUUCUGUCAGUCAACGCCUUGGACGUCACGAUAGGACCGAAGUAAGGCAUAUCACUUACGAUGCUGAGAGAUCCUUAGGUACUUUGAUGCCAGUGGCUUCUCCAGCUGUCCACAAUGGAGUGGUGAACUGGAUCAUUUUAUUCUGUAUGAUGGCAGUCGUCAGUGCAUACUCAGUUGGAUUUGGACCAAUGACCUGGCUCAUUUUGAGUGAAAUAUUUCCUGCUGCGGUCAGAGGGAGAGCGUUUGCCUUCACAAACUGCUUCAACUGGGCUGCCAACUUAAUUGUCACAUUCUCCUUCUUGAAUGUCAUCAAUGUGAUUGGUUUGUCUGGGACAUUCCUUUCUUAUGGUCUGAUUGGAGUGGGAGCGGUGGUGUUCUUUUACUUCAUGUUACCAGAGACCAAAGGGAAAUCACUGGAGCAAAUAGACAGGGAGCUCUGUUUGAAAAGGGUACACAACAGUGAAGAAUGCUGUAACAUCCUUAGCAGGAGAAUCACUUCCCCCGGGUAUCAAAGAGUGCACAUUGUUAGCUCAGCAACCCAAUGUUGAGUAAGUCUACCCAAGUGUUACAUUCUAAGUAUAUAUACUGAAACAACGGACUGAUGCUAAUGGCGGUAUUGAAAAGUUUAGCAUAGUGAUCCGUCCAGCUACCAUAACAGAGCUUACGACAUGACUGAACAAUGUUUUUAUUGCACUGGUAUUUCAAACUUAUUUUUCAAAUGCUUGUGAACAAUUCUGUCACUUGUUUUCACAAAUGAAAAUGAAACACAAUGUUUUUGCAAGUGACUCUGCUCUUUCUACUACUUUUCAAGUCUGCAAGAAAAAUAACAGCAGUUUUCCAUUUCCAUCAAGAGUCAACCUAUACGGAGGUCAUCAUCUGGCAUCACCAUCAUCAGUUUAGGAGUCUGAGAUCGCUGAUCCACUGAGGGAGUCUUGCUCUAACCAAUGACAAUGUUGUCCUAUCCUUCACUUUGUUCUAUGUAUAACCAAGUAUGCCUAGCCUACAAUGUUUAUUUUUGUAAAAUGUUUAACCAUUUAGAGAACCAUAAUGGAAAUACGUUUUCAAACUUUUGUGUCAUCCUCAAAGAUUUUAAAUGCAUUAUCCACGUGUGGUUGUAUUGUGUUUGAAAUCAAAUAAAUCUAUAACCUCGACUCCAUAGCCGCAUGGGGCUCCUUAACUGGGCCAUUACGUCGCAAUUGGUGAUCUAAUCUAAUUAGUCAUUCAAAGUCGUUAGUCUUUCAAGUUCACUAGAAUUCAUCAAAUGGCACUCUGCCAGAUAAUGAAGCUCUAAAACAGUAGUCUAACUAAACCUAGCAUUACAAUGAAAAUGUAUCACAAUUGUCACAAUUCAUUUCAAACAUAGCAAAAUGUAUAUACAGUGCAUUCGGAAAGUAUUCAGACCCCUUAACUUUUCCACAUGUUACGUUGCAGCCUUAUUCUUCAACAUGCUCCUCAAUCUAAACAUAAUAACCCACAAUGACAAAGGGAAAACAGGUUUUUAGAAAUUGUUGCAUAUUUAAUCAAAAUCAAACACAUCUUAUUUACAGUUGAAGUCGGAAAUUUACAUACACCUUAGCCAAAUAAAUUUAAACUCAGUUUUUCACAAUUCCUGACAUUUAUUCCAAGUAAAAAUGCCCUGGUCAGUUAAGAUCACCAUUUUAUUUUAAAAAUCUGAAAUGUCAGAAUAACAGUAGAGAGAAGGAUUUAUUUCAGCUUGUAUUUCUUUCAUCACAUUCCCAGUGGGUAAGAAGUUCACAUACACUCAAUUAGUAUUUGGUAGCAUUGCCUUUAAAUUGUUUAACUUGGGUCAAACAUUUCGGGUAGCAUUCCACAAGCUUCCCACAAUAAGUUGGGUGAAUAUUGGCCCAUUCCUCCUGCCAGAACUAGUGUAACUGAGUCAGGUUUGUAGGCCUCCUUGCUCCCACACGCUUUUUCAGUUCUGCAUACAAAUUUUCUAUAGGAUUGAGGUCAGGGCUUUGUGAUGGCCACUCCAAUACCUUGACUUUAACUGUUUAUAUAGAUACUUUUGUACCCGUUUCCUCCAGCAUCUUCACAAGGUUCCUUUGCUGUUGUUCUGGGAUUGAUUUGCACUUUUCGCACUAAAGUACGUUCAUCUCUAGGAGACAGAACGCGUCUCCUUCCUGAGCGUUACGACGGCUGCGUUGUCCCAUGGUGUUUAUACUUGCGCACUAUUGUUUGUACAGAUGAAUGUGGUACCUUCAGGCAUUUGGAAAUUGCUCCCAAGGAUGAACCGGAAUUUUUUUUAUGAGGUCUUGGCUGAUUUCUUUUGAUUUUCCCAUGAUGUCAAGCAUAGAGGCACUGAGUAUGAAGGUAGGCCUUGAAAUACAUCCACAGGUACACCUCCAAUUGACUCAAAUGAUGCCUAUCAGAAGCUUAUAAAACCAUGACAUAAUUUUCUGGAAUUUCCCAAACUAUUUAAAAGGCACAGUCAACUUAGUGAAUGUAAACUUCUGACCCACUGGAAUUGUGAUAGUGAAUUAUAAGUGAAAUAAUCUGUAAACAAUUGUUGGAAAAAUGUAGUGUGUCAUGCACAAAGUAGAUGUCCUAACCGACUUGCCAAAACUAUAGUUUGUUAACAAGAAAUGUGGAGUGGUUGAAAAUGAGUUUUAAUGACUCCAAACUAAAUGUAUGUAAACUUCCGACUUCAACUGUACAUAAGUAUUCAGACCCUUUGCCUAUGAGAUUCAAAAUUGAGCUCAGGUGCAUCCUGUUUCCAUUGAUCAUCCUUGAGAUGUUUCUACAACUUGAUUGGAGUCCACCUGUGGUAAAUUCAAUUGAUUGGAUAUGAUUUGGAAAGGCGCACACACCGGUCUAUAUAAGCUUCCACAGUUGACAGUGCAUGUCAGAUCAAAAACCAAGCCAUGAGGUCGAAGGAAUUUCCGCCGAGCUCAGACAGGAUUGUGUCGAGGCACAGAUCUGGGCAUGUAUACCAACAAACUUCUGCAGCUUUGAAGGUUCCCAAGAACACAGCGGCCUCAAUCAUUCUUUAAUGGAAGACAUUUGGAACCACCAAGGCUCUUCCUAGAGCUGGCCACCCAGCGAAACUGAGAAAGCGGUGGAGAAGGGCCUUGGUCAGAGAGGUGACCAAGAACCCAAUGGUCACUCUGACAGAGCUCUAGAGUCUCUGUGUGGAGAUGGGAGAACCUACCAGAAGGACAAGCUUCUCUGCAGCACCCCACCAAUCAGGCCUUUAUGGUAGAGUGACCAGAUGGAAGCCACUCCUCCGUAAAAGGCACAUGACAGCCCACUUGGAGUUUGACAAAAGGCAUUUAAAGGACUCAGACCAUGAGAAACAAGAUUCUCUGGUCUGAUGAAACCAAGAUCUAAAUCUUCGGCCUGAAUGCCAAGCGUCACAUCUGGAGGAAACCUGGCACCAUACCUAUGGUGAAGCAUGGUGGUGGCAGCAUCAUCAUGCUGUGGGGAUGUUUUUCCACCGGCAGGGACUGGGAGACUUGUCAAGAUUGAGGGAAAGAUGAACGGAGCAAAGUACAGAGAGAUCCUUGAUGAAAACCUGCUCUAGAGCGCUCAAGACCUGACUGGGGCGAAGGUUCACCUUCCAACAGGACAACACUAAAGCACACAGCCAAGACAACACAGGAGUGGCUUCUGUACAAGUCUCUGAAUGUCCUUGAGUGGCCCAGCCAGAGCCCAGACUUUAAAUGUAUGUAGUUCUGUCCUUGAGCUGUUCUCGUCUAUAUGGUUCUGUAUUAUGUCAUCCUGUAUUGUUUCAUGUUUUAUUGUGGACCCCAGGAAGAGUGGCUGCUGCUUUUGCAACAGUUAAUGGGGAUCCUAAUAAAACACAAAAAUACUCAAACAUCUCUGGAGACCUGAAAACAGCGGUACAGCGAUGCUCCCCAUCCAACCUGACAGCGCUUGAGAGGAUCUGGAGAGAAGAAUGGGAGAAACUCCGCAAAUACAGGUGUGCCAAGCUUGUAGCGUCAUACCCAAGAAGACCCGAGGCUGUAAUCGCUGCCAAAGGUGCUUUAACAAAGUACUGAGUAAAAGGACGGAUUACUUAUGGAAAUGUGAGAUUUAAAAAAAAAAGUAUUAUAAAUGUGUAAUUUUCUAAAAACCUGUUUAUGCUUUGUCAUUAUGGAGUAUUGUGUGUAGAUUGAUAAGAAAAACUAUUUAAUACAAUUUAGAAUAAGGUUGUAACAAAAUGUGGGAAAGGGCAAGGAGUCUGAAUACUUUCCAAAUGCACUGUAAGUGACCUCAAAAGAAUACUAUAAGGAAAGUAAUGUUAAUAAAACCUUACAAUCAGGAGACACUGAAAAAAAAACAUAUAUACAGUCAGAUUUACUUGAUAAAUAAAACACGUGUUUAUUUACACAAAUAUUUUCAAAGGACAUACAAAUAUAUACAGUGAAGUAAGGACUCAAAUUUGUCGAUGUAUGCAUGUAUUUUUCAUAUAUUGAGAUUUCAAAUGAAGAAAAAAAAGGAUGCAUAUGUACAGCAGGGUCUAUCCUUACACAAGAUGAACAUUUAUGGCACUAAAACGCAGAGAAAAUGUAAUACAUCUUCCAGUAUCUACAGUGGCAAGAAAGUAUGUGAACCCUUUGGAAUUACCUGGAUUUCUGCAUAGAUUGGUAUUCAAAUUUGAGCUGAUCUUCAUCUGAGUCACAACAAUAGACAAACAGUGUGCUUAAACUAAUAACACAAAUUAUUGUAUUUUUCUUGUCUAUAUUGAAUACAUAAUUUAAAGAAUCACAGUGUAGGUUGGAAUGUGAACCAAUAAGCCAAGGAGUCAGCUAACCUGGAGUCCACUCAAUGAGACGAGAUUGGAGAUGUUGGUUAGAGCUGCCUUGCCCUGUAAAAAAACUCACUCAAAUUUGAGUUUGCUACUCACAAGAAGCAUUGACUGAUGUGAACCAUGCCCUGAACAAGAGAGAUCUCAGAAGACCUAAGAUUAAGAAUUGUUGACUUGCAUAAAGCUGGAAAGGGUUACAAAAGUAUCUCUAAAAGCCUUGAUGUUAAUCACUCCACAGUAAGACAAAUUGUCUAUAAAAUGGAGGAAGUUCAGCACUGUUGCUACUCUCCAUAGGAGUGGCCAUCCUGCAAAGAUGACUGCAAGAGCACAGCGCAGAAUGCUCAAUGAGGUUAAGAAGAAUGCUACAAUGUCAGCUAAAGACUUACAGAAAUCUCUGGAACAUGCUAACAUCUCUGUUGAAGAGUCUACGAUACGUAAAACACUAAACAAGAAUGGUGUUCAUGGGAGGACACCACGGAAGAAGCCCCUG